UUCUGGUCACGCCACUGUUUUAACCGGUGGUAUUACAGAAGAACCGAAGCUUAGUUUUUAUCGUAAAUUUUGCCAACAAUUACGUGUGAAUCAGUUUUUCCUCGCCAGUGACCUCACCAGUGACCUGAUAGACUGAAAGGAAGCAAGAAAAACUGUCAAAACUCCACACAUCUUCAUCACACCUUCCACACAAACUUAGCCUGCGGAUGCACCCUCCUUUCCUAACGAACAAAGAUGACCAACUCCGGUAUGGUGGCGCUAGUCGGAGCCGUAGGCCUCUUCCUGGUAACCAAUUUCUCCCUUCAUAAAAUUGAAGAAGGUCAUGUUGGUGUUUAUUAUCGGGGUGGCGCACUGCUACGACAGACUAGUAGCCCCGGAUUUCAUAUGAUGGUACCUUUUAUUACCAGUUUCCGGUCGAUACAGGUAACAUUGCAAACGGACGAAGUUAAAAAUGUACCCUGCGGUACUAGUGGUGGAGUCAUGAUCUACUUUGAUCGGAUAGAGGUCGUGAAUAUCCUGAGCCCCGACAGUGUAUACGACAUGGUGAAGAACUAUACUGCGGAUUAUGACAAGACACUAAUAUUUAACAAGGUGCACCACGAGCUCAAUCAGUUCUGCAGUGUUCACAAUCUCCAAGAAGUGUACAUCAACCUCUUUGAUCAGAUUGAUGAAAAUCUCAGGACUGCCCUGCAGCGAGACUUGACUGUCAUGGCACCAGGACUGUUUGUUCAAGCUGUGCGGGUGACAAAACCCAAAAUCCCCGAGACAAUCCGCAGGAACUACGAAAUGAUGGAAGCAGAGAAAACCAAGCUCCUUAUUGCUGAACAGCGACAAAAGGUUGUCGAGAAGGAUGCGGAAACGGAUCGCAAAAAGGCGCUCAUCGAUGCUGAGAAGGUAGCUUUGGUUGCUAAGAUACAGUAUGAACAAAGGAUCCUGGAACAGGAGUCACUCAGGAAGAUGGCACAAAUUGAAGAUGAAAUGCACCUGUCUCGGGAAAAAAUGCAAGGGGAUGCGGUGUUCUAUACCAAAGCAAAACUAGCUGAAGCAAAUCAGCUUCUGCUCACGCCAGAGUACCUGGAGCUGAAACGAUAUGAAGCCAUUUCAUCCAACAAUAAAAUCUACUUUGGAAACAACAUUCCAAAUAUGUUUGUAGAGCAUUGUGGGGUUCAAAGCAAAGAGGGAGGUCAAACUAAACUGACCGAGAGUGUUUUACAGGAGGUUGGCCUUACUACUGCUGAAGAAAUGAAGAAAGGAUUUAAGCAAGCUUCCCAAGGGAAUUCCAAGGCACCUGUUGCAAAAUCCUGAGCCAGUUACUGUUUGAGAAGCAUUGUAAAAGACAAGUUGAAUUGUCCAAAAAAAGUAUAAGGUUUCA
Messenger RNA from Ornithodoros turicata, 1372 nucleotides. Its product is annotated as erlin-1-like. Gene Ontology annotation, cellular component: endoplasmic reticulum; endoplasmic reticulum membrane. Gene Ontology annotation, biological process: SREBP signaling pathway. The transcript is spliced from 15 exons. Gene Ontology annotation, molecular function: cholesterol binding; ubiquitin protein ligase binding. Lineage: Eukaryota; Metazoa; Arthropoda; Arachnida; Ixodida; Argasidae. The record is from RefSeq and is a predicted model, not a curated record. Bases 235 to 1305 code for a protein of 356 amino acids.